This is a messenger RNA of Microplitis mediator, 1635 nucleotides long. RefSeq lists its product as uncharacterized. The transcript has 7 exons. Gene Ontology annotation, molecular function: DNA binding; protein binding. The record is from RefSeq and is a predicted model, not a curated record. Gene Ontology annotation, cellular component: nucleus. The coding region runs from base 16 to 1551 and encodes 511 amino acids. NCBI's taxonomy places the organism in Eukaryota, Metazoa, Arthropoda, Insecta, Hymenoptera, Braconidae. Gene Ontology annotation, biological process: regulation of transcription by RNA polymerase II.
UGAAACGAAAACGAAAUGACUGAGAUUAUUGUUGGUGAUACGGACAGUUAUGCUCGACAGUACUGCGUUACUUGGACUAAUUACAAGAAUGAUAUCCCGUAUGUGGUACGUCAAUUAUUGGAGAAUGAAUCGAUGGUUGACGUGACGCUUUGUGUUGCUGGUGAACGGAUCCAAGCUCACCGUCUUGUUCUCAGUGCUUUCAGUGGCCUACUACGAGACGUGCUGAAAGAUGCAUAUGAUGAUCAUCCGACGAUAAUAAUAAGCGACGUGUCUGCUGAAAUAAUGAAAAUAAUAAUUGAGUUUUGCUACACCGGCCAGCUGAGCACGCCAUCAAUAAACACAAAAAGUUUGCUGGAUGCUGCUUAUUUCCUACAAAUCUCAGCACUUUCAGAGUUUCCUAACAUAGAAAACUCUAUUUUGCUGAAAGAGGACGUGGAGGAAAUGACGGAGUCUCUGGAUAUGACUAAUGAAGCUGAGGACAGCAAUUGGGAGCCUGAUAAUGAUCUUGAGGAUUUGGUAGAGGCUGGAGAUGCAGUGGAUACUGAAGAUCCCGAUGAAACUACUGAGGAAAGUGAUAAACAAGAAAAGAGCGGGAAGAGAAAACGAAGACGUGAGUAUGUGAAGAGAGAUUACAAUCCCGCGAUGUUGGAAGCUGCGCUGAAUGAUGUGAGAAACGGGUUCUCUUUGAUUGAUGCCGCUAAUAAAAAUAAUGUGCCGAGAUCUACACUUUACAUGAGGUGCAAAACUCUAGGACUGCAAUUAAAUACUGCGAGACAUGAGUAUCCUCCUGAAUGUUUGAAGGCUGCUAUCAAUGCUGUUAUGAACGGUGCAAGUUUUCAAAGUGCUUCUGAUACAUACAAUAUACCAAAAACUGUACUAUGGAGACGGAUUCAAAAAGAAAAUUACCAGUCACUGAGAUCUGACAAUAAACGUUCUUAUGAUGCUGAUAAAAGGGAGGCUGCUGUUAAAGCUUUAGCUAGAGGAGAAAAUCUUACAAAAGUUGCUCUAGAAUUUCAAAUACCGAAAACUACUUUGUUUCGUGACAAAAUAAAAUUAGUGGACCAAGGAAAAUUACCCGAAUCAUUUUGGAAAAAACGUAAGACUGAAGACGAGGAGAUUAAAAAAUUGCGUCUCGAUGAAGCUGUCGCUGCGUGUUUGCAAGGUAAAAUGUCCCAGGCAGCAGCUUCGGUGGCUUAUCACAUCCCAAAGACUACUAUCUGGCGACGGCUUCAGCGAGAGCAGAGGAAAGAGGAAAAAAAUUUUAUUACCAAGAGGCAAACUCGGUCUGCUCAGCGGGUUGAUAAAAUUGAGACACACAAAAAUUCCGAAAUGACGUUGUGUGACGUAAACGUCUCAUCCGAACUCCCAAUCACGUACAUCGAUGAAAAUAAUGUCGCAGAAGAGUCUGUUAUUAUUUUAACUAAAGAAGACGUUGAAAGCCUUAAUCUUGACGACAGCCAAAUUGUCGUCGGCUCGGAUCACGAUCACGAGUACGUUCCUUGCACGAUAAGCAUCGAAGAUACUUCGAGUUAUUCAACAACUGAAAGUUAAUUAAUAAUGAAUAAUUAAGAAAAGUGAUAGUUAUAUUUAUGUACAUUGAAGACUGUUGAUAUUUUACGAUAAUAAAGAUAUUUA